AAUGGAGGCCUGUCACACACACACAGCUAUGGAAGUUCUCUCGAAGCACCGCACCCUCCUGAUUGGCCUGGCCGGGGUGGGGGCCACAAUGGCCGUCACCUGGCUGUUUCUGUCCAGGGGGAAGAAGAAGCAUGUGCGGAAGGUGGGGGAGGUCUCCCAGCUGUUCCUCUAUCCUGUGAAGUCAUGUAAAGGGGUCCCCCUGCAAGAAGCGGAGUGCAGGGACUACGGACUGAAGAACGGAGAGCUCAGGGACAGACAUUGGCUUGUUGUAAAGGAGGACAAAGUUCAUGUUACAGCCAGACAGGAGCCUCGCAUGGUGCUGAUAACGGUCACCUGUGACCGAGGACAUUUAACCCUCAGCGCACCAGGAAUGAAUAAACUGGACAUUCCCUUGAAACUGCUGACAAGCAAUGCAAUUUUCACCUGCAAGGUCCAUGGGAAUGAGGUCUCAGGCAGAGACUGCGGAGACGAAGCCUCUCGCUGGAUCACAAACUUCUUGAAGAGCGUUCAGACGUACCGUAUAGUACAGUUUGAGGACAGGAUGAAGCGCCGGAAUCCGAAGAACGAAUAUCCGGUAUAUAAUGAAAAUGAUCAGGUUGCAUACCCUGACCUUAGCCCCCUCCUGCUACUCUCUGAAGCCUCAUUAGAAGAUCUGAACUCCAAACUGGAAAAUAAAGUCUCCAUCAGAAACUUUCGUCCAAAUAUUGUGGUCUCUGGAUGUGGAGCCUUUGCCGAGGACUCCUGGAAGGAGAUUCAGAUUGCUGAACGUGUGAUGCUGAAACGAGUCAUGCCUUGUCCACGGUGUAUACUGACCACGGUGGAUCCCGACACAGGAAUCAUUAAUAUGAAGGAGCCCCUGGAGACAAUGCGCAGUUACCGGCUGUGUGACACGGCGGAUAAGGAGGUCUAUAAGUCAUCUCCACUCUUUGGACAAUUUGUGAGAAUUCAGAAGACGGGGACAAUCAAAGUUGGAGAUCCUGUAUAUGAGAUAUUCUACUGAAUGCUGAUGAUCACAACCAACCACCAAACCAUUAACUGGACCAAGACUGGCCGUACCUGGAG
Messenger RNA from Nanorana parkeri, 1062 nucleotides. RefSeq names its product mitochondrial amidoxime reducing component 1 (gene MTARC1). Gene Ontology annotation, molecular function: molybdopterin cofactor binding; pyridoxal phosphate binding; molybdenum ion binding. NCBI's taxonomy places the organism in Eukaryota, Metazoa, Chordata, Amphibia, Anura, Dicroglossidae. Gene Ontology annotation, cellular component: mitochondrial inner membrane. The record is from RefSeq and is a predicted model, not a curated record. Gene Ontology annotation, biological process: nitrate metabolic process. The transcript has 7 exons. The coding region runs from base 2 to 1000 and encodes 332 amino acids.